AUUUUACGUCUUCAGUAUUUGGUUCAAAAAGUGAUAUAUUAAUGUAGUUUUGUUAUUUUGAAUUGUGUAUAAUGAGUUCUUCACAAUCAUCGUCAUCGUUUUACGAACCACCAAGAAAACCUAUAGAUAAAAAAGUGUUUUAUCAUAAUAUAAAAAUGAAUAUGCAAGAAAUACAAAGAGUUGCACAUGAAGUUGACAAAAAUAUGAAAAAAGUGCGAGAAGAUGUAGAUAUUACAGCUACUUUAUUAAACGCAAUUGAAAUACACGCACAGCAAAAUAAAAAUUAAUAUUUUUCUUUAAUAUAGUUUUUGUAUAAUUUUUUAUGAGAUUUAAAAGAAUAUUUUCGUGAUAAUAAACUUUACUAUUACAAUUACUUUUAUUACAAAGAAAAUCGAUGACUAACUAAUUAAAAAAAAAAAAUGUAAUAUAUGACGGUAGAUCAAUUAAGUGUUUUAACAAGGGAAACAUAAAAAAGCAAAAUUCAUUAUCUCCUAUUUGAACAAAAUAUAUAUUUAAAUAUUUUUUAUUUUUAUUAUAUAUUAUAGUUUUUUUAUUACAAAUUAAUUGAAUAAUUUUCGUGAUCGAUGUAUUGAUCAGUUAAGAAUGAAAAUACAAUCCGCGAGAUGUCGUCUUUAUUCCUCACGUUGUAUAUUACAUUAAAAAUUCAUGUCAGUUUUUGACACACAAAAGUUAUCUUUUACAUUGUUUGUUUUUAUUAGUUAAAUCUUUGAUAUGAUAAAUGAAUAUUUAUUUAGGUUCAGAAUUCAUUUAAAAGAUAAAGAUAAAGAUGGAAAAUAUUGAAAAUAUUAAUAGAUUAGAUGGAGAAGUCAUGGAUUAUGUGGACAGCAUGGUUGAUAACAAUAAAGUUUCCCAUUUAGAAAAAAAUUUAAGCAAACGACAAUUAAAAAGGGCGAAGAGAACGGAAAAAUGGUUGGAGCGAAAAAAUGAAAAAAGAAGAUUAGAACGAGCUAAAGCUAGAGAAAAGCGAGCAUUUGCUCGUGCAAAUAAUAUAGAUCUUGGCCCAUCUAGAAAAGCUUUAAAAAGAAGUACUAUGGCAGAGAGUAGUUGUAAGCUUACCGUUACAAUUGAUUUAUCAUUUGAUGAUUUAAUGAUAGACAAAGAUAUUGCAAAAUUGAUUAAGCAGAUAUUAAGGUGUUACACAUUAAAUAGAAGAGCAAUUGCACCUUUACAAUUUUCUUUAACAAGUUUUAAUGGCAAAUCUAAAAAGGAAAUGGAGAAGCACAAUGGAUAUGAGCACUGGGAUGUAAAAUUUGAAUUUGAUUCAUACACAAAUAUUUAUCCAAAAGAUAAAAUUAUAUAUCUCACAAGUGAAUCAGAAAAUGUAAUAGAUCGACUAGAUCACAGUUGUAUAUAUGUUAUAGGUGGUUUGGUUGAUCACAAUUGUCAUAAAGGUCUUUGUCAUAAGUUGGCAGUGGAAAAUGGAAUAAAACAUGGUCGUUUACCAUUAGAUAAAUUUCUUCUAAUGAAAGCUAGAAAAGUUUUAACCAUUGAUCAUGAUAUAUAUUUUUCAGUAUUUGAAAUCCUUCUUAGAAUAACAGAAGGUAAAACAUGGCAAGAAGCAUUUCUUCAAGUGUUGCCAGAACGUAAGAGAGCUCAACCUAUUACAUUUCCUCCAAAAAAAUCUGAAGAAUGUAAAACAAUCGAUGAUAUUAAAAUAGAAAAAGAUUGUGAUAAAGAUAUGUGUAAUAUAGAAAAUGUAUUCAAACAUGAAUAAAGUUAUAAAAGCUUGUAACACUCUA
Molecule: messenger RNA, 1760 nt
Organism: Vespula vulgaris
Lineage: Eukaryota; Metazoa; Arthropoda; Insecta; Hymenoptera; Vespidae
Product: tRNA methyltransferase 10 homolog A
Exons: 6
Coding region: 788-1735 (315 amino acids)
Biological process (GO): tRNA N1-guanine methylation
Cellular component (GO): nucleus; nucleoplasm
Molecular function (GO): tRNA binding
Source: RefSeq, a predicted model, not a curated record